Caenorhabditis sp. 36 PRJEB53466 is the source of this 2570-nucleotide messenger RNA. Lineage: Eukaryota; Metazoa; Nematoda; Chromadorea; Rhabditida; Rhabditidae. The record is from the annotation of a GenBank genome assembly.
AUGGGUGUGCUUCCGAAAAUUAAUCUCGUCGCCAGGCAAUUUAGGUGAGCAUUCUAUUGUAUUUCUUAUUUUAGAAAACGUUCGUACGAGAAUGUUCUGUCGUUUUUUCGAACAUAGCACUCAAUUACUUCAGAAAUGUUUGACAAAACAAUUUUUUGAAUUUUUUGCAGAAGAUGCUCAAUGGCCGCCACGUCAUCAUCAACUUCGGCGCCCGCCCCGAAUUCCACGUCAUCCGACUCAUCGGCCACUUUUGUACACGAACACGUCAGGCAAAUGCAGGUUUGAUUUUUUUAAAUUUUAGUCGCAAAAGCGUUGAAUUUGAAUUGAGUUUCAGACGUAAAAACCGAAAUAGAAAAAAAAAUGUGUAUCGAUUUUUUUGUUAAUCGUUUUCUGAUAAUUUACUUAUAUCAACUCUAAAACGAGUAUUAGUCAAAACUCGGAAAAAAUCAAUUUUACGGUGAAACUUGAUUCUUUUCCAAUUUAGAGCGAUAUUAUGGAACAAUUGAUACCGCAAGACACUUCCGGUGCCGUCGAAAACCUGGCCGAUCUGAAUGUGACGUCGAACUUGGGACGAAUGACACACUAUUAUUUUCAGCAGGUUUAUUUUCCCCCUAAUUUUUCAGUUAGAAAUUCAAAAAAAUGAUUUUCAGGGCGGAAAAAUGUUGCGGCCGAAAGUGGCACUUUUGAUGGGAAACGCCUGCAAUUCGGCCACCAAUCGCACUAUUUUGUACGCGUUUGUAUGCCCAUUUUCCGAUUUUCACUGUAAUUUUAUUGCAGAGAAGACAUGCUGGCAAUUCCAUUUUCGGAGCGGUUAUUAGGCUCCGCCCACUUGGCAGUCUGCCAAAAUCAGUACAAAAUUGGAAUGAUUGGUGAGCUUUUUUGAGAUGCAACUUUUCAAAAUACGAUUUUUGCAGCGGAAAUGAUCCAUACGGCUUCUUUGGUGCACGAUGACGUCAUCGACGAGGCGAACACGCGCCGCGGAUCGGCCAGUGUCAACGCCGUCUGGGGAAACAAAAUGGUUGGGGAAAUGUUUGGAUUUUUCUGAAUUGAUCUUCAAUUUUUGCAGUCCGUCCUGGUCGGAGACUUUAUUCUGGCGCGAGCCACUCAAAUUUUGUGCUCGAUCGGAAAGCCGAAUGUGAUUUCGGUGAUGGCCUCGAUUAUUGAGGACUUGGUCUUGGUAAGCAUUUUUUUCUAAUAAAACAAAACUGUGCCAGAACUCUUUCUUGUAUAUAUAUAAAACAGAAGAGAAGAGUCUGUCUUCUUGCAUGUCCGCUGCACGGGGUGAAACAGUUCGGCCCCCGUCCCGUGAACUGUCGGCUGCUUAUUUCGCCGGCCGGCCGCUCGUUCCUCAAGACUUUUUCAAAACUUCUGAUGCGUGCUGUUCGAAGAAUAUUGAUUAAUUUUUACUAAUUUUUUGGAAACGAGUGCAUUAUGAUUAAAACUCGCAAGCAGCAACAAGAAACUCGCAGAAAUGUCUAGGGGUCACUGUCAAAACAACUUUUUUUCGAGGCGUGGCUGCUUUUUGUGUCUCUUUGUUAGUUUAGAUCAUAAAAAGGUCAUCCUCAAAAAAUCGAGUUGAAUUUCUCGCUGCUCUCAAAACUAUAAACAUUGUAUAAUCAAAUUGUUCAGGGAGAAUUUAUGCAAAUGUCGUCGACGCCCUCCUCGGCCACUUCCGGACAGAGAAUGACGGCGUACAUUGAGAAAACACACCGAAAAACUGCGAGUUUAUUCGCCAGCAGCUGCAGAUCCGCCGCUAUUUUGGCUGGUAAGAAGAACACUUUUGUUCUAGGUUUUUAGGAUUUUUAUUAUCUUGAAAUAGGACUGGAUUUCAUUAAUUAUCAGAGAAGAGACAUUUUGAUUUUAUGUUCAUGAGUUCAUGGUUGAUAUUCAAAAAAGUGUGCAAACGUGUUUUUAACUUUUGAACAAUUCCAGACGAAUCGGAUGUGAAACUGCACGACACGGCGUACGAAUACGGUCGGAAUCUGGGAAUCGCCUUCCAGCUCGUCGACGAUCUUCUUGAUUUUGUGGCCACCGCCGACGAGAUGGGAAAACCGGUGGCCGCCGAUUUGAAAUUGGGUAAAUUUUUGUUGAAAUCAAACCUGCAAAAAGGUGGAAUCUCGUUCCGUUAGACUCAAUUCUCGGCCGCUGUAUAAAAAUUGUCAUCAUUUUUGUGUGUUGUUUUUAAAUUGUUCGAGGCGUAAGGGAAAUGCAACCUUUUUGCGAGGCUAAUAACAAAAAGGCAAUAAAUAAUUGCAACUUCAGGUCUCGCGACGGCGCCGGUACUUUACGCGAGCGAACAAUAUCCGGAGCUCAAUGAAAUGCUCCUUCGCAAAUUUAAAAACGAGGGAGAUGCGGAGAAAGCGCGCGAAAUUGUGGUGAAUUCGGACGGAAUGGAAAAAACGAGACGGCUAAUCGGCGGAUAUUCCGAAAAGGCCGUACAGUUGGUAAGGACUCGAAAGAAACAUUCUCUCACAAAAUGUAUUUUCUAGGCCUCAUCCCUGCCAAACCGCAACGAAUGCACCGAACAACUCAUCAAACUGGCCAUUUCUCAAUCGGAACGCAAAUUUUAA